Molecule: messenger RNA, 921 nt
Organism: Phytophthora megakarya
Lineage: Eukaryota; Oomycota; Peronosporomycetes; Peronosporales; Peronosporaceae
Source: the annotation of a GenBank genome assembly
AUGUGCAACCGUGUCGACAAACUGCUCUACGUCUGUGAUCGGUGGAACUUGUCGAUCAGCGUAGCCAAGAGCUACUGGGGUCGACGCAAUGUGGCGUAUCUAGGACACGAAGUAUCCUCAGCUGGGCUGGAAGCGAAACCGAAGGAGCUCGACGCAAUCGCCAACCUUCCGUUCCCUACCAAGUUGAAGGCGAUGCAGUCGUUCCUCGGAAGCUUGAACUAUUACAGCGGUUUCAUUGAAGACUUCGCAGUCUAUGCCGCGAUUUUGUACAAGCUGCGAGAAGCAGACUUCCAUGAAAUCGCCAAGAUGGGAGCAGAGGAGACGCGGGCCGAUGAUAGUCAAAGAACUGGGGGCGAGCGCGAUAGGUGGGCGAGGGCGAAGAACGCUUUCACUAUGUUGAAGGCGAAGAUUAUUGCCACGCCGGUCCUGAAGCACUUCGACCCGGAACGCACCCCUGUCAUCGUGCUUUACGCGAAUAAGUGGGCCAUAUCAGCGGCAUUGAUGCAGGAACACGAAGGUGUCUACCAUCCGGUGACCUUCACCAGUCGCACGCUGAAGGCAAACGAACUCAACUAUGGAGUGGUGGAUAAAGAAGUAUUGGCGCUUCUGCGAAUCUUGGACGUCUGUUACUCACAGCUGGUUACCAGAUCGAUCAAGGUCUUGUCACGAUUCUCGACAUUGGCAUGGUUGCUCAAGUCGAACGGGUUCAACGGUCGACUGGGUAGGUGGGCAGCGCUGCUAUCAGGGUGGACGUUGGAAGUCAUCAAAUGUGUAAAGGGUGAAGACGAAAUCCUUGGAACAAUCACAGCUAGCAUCACUCCCCGAGCUGAUGUCGACGAAGCCCUAGUCGCGAUAGCACCCAAGAAACAGCCACGGAAAAUGAUCACCAUGCCUUCACCAACGAUCGAACCAGAAGGAUGA